CGGCGCGACGACUCGGAAGUGGUUCCCGCAGCGCCGGGCCGCGUGGAUUCUUCUGGGGGUGGUUUCGGCUGCCCGCGGAGCCCGCGAUGACCAAAAUAAAGGCCGAUCCGGACGGCCCGGAGGCUCCGGCGGAGGCGAGCGGCGGGGAGCGAACUUAUCAGGAGCUGCUGGUCAAUCUGAACCCCAUCGCGCAGCCCCUGGCUUCCCGCCGCCUCACGCGCAAGCUCUAUAAAUGUAUCAAGAAAGCGGUGAAGCAGAAGCAGAUCCGGCGCGGGGUAAAGGAAGUUCAGAAAUUUGUCAACAAAGGCGAGAAAGGGAUCAUGGUUUUGGCAGGAGACACAUUACCAAUUGAGGUAUACUGCCAUCUCCCGGUUAUGUGUGAGGACCGUAAUUUGCCCUAUGUCUAUAUCCCCUCCAAGACGGACCUAGGUGCCGCUGCAGGCUCCAAGCGCCCCACCUGCGUGAUCAUGGUGAAGCCCCAUGAAGAAUACCAGGAGGCCUACGACGAGUGCCUGGAGGAGGUGCAGGCCCUGCCACCACCCUUGUGAAGGACACAGGCACAACCUCAGCACCUGCUCCCGAAGCUGCUGGGCUGACAGCAGGAGGGCUGCUCACCUUCUCAGCAUCUGCCCAGUCCCGAGGCACAGAUUCUUCCCAGGCAGGUCCAACAGCUGUCCUUGGAGGUAGAGCCAGCAGAGACAAUGCCAGUGCUAUUUCCUGUUGAGGAGCUGUCUUCAAUGCAGACAGUUCCAAGACUGUGGGAUAAGGGAAGUAAAUGCUAAGACUAAAUAAAAUGUGCUGAGCCUG
This is a messenger RNA of Dipodomys spectabilis (banner-tailed kangaroo rat), 807 nucleotides long. It is a transcript of the gene Nhp2, whose product is annotated as NHP2 ribonucleoprotein. Gene Ontology annotation, molecular function: box H/ACA snoRNA binding. The transcript has 4 exons. Gene Ontology annotation, cellular component: nucleolus; box H/ACA snoRNP complex. Lineage: Eukaryota; Metazoa; Chordata; Mammalia; Rodentia; Heteromyidae. The record is from RefSeq and is a predicted model, not a curated record. The coding region runs from base 87 to 548 and encodes 153 amino acids. Gene Ontology annotation, biological process: rRNA pseudouridine synthesis; snRNA pseudouridine synthesis.